Molecule: messenger RNA, 1062 nt
Organism: Acanthocheilonema viteae
Lineage: Eukaryota; Metazoa; Nematoda; Chromadorea; Rhabditida; Onchocercidae
Source: the annotation of a GenBank genome assembly
AUGCAUCAUCGAAAGGAAAAUAGUGGUGAAACGAGAAAUAACAAUGAAAGAGAAAAAUUGCAAAAAAAAGCAAAAAGUUCAGAUGAAACAGAAAGAAUUAAGCGACAUUCAAGUAAAAUUUCCGGAGCAAUCUUAAAAUCAGCGAAGCAACCAAGAAAAACUAAAUUGCACAAAUCGACAAAAGCGCCAUCGAAGAAAAUUCAUUCAACGAUCAGCAGCCCGGCGAUUUGUGGAAAAGCAGAAGCUGCUAUGGUCAAAAAAUAUCGAAGCAAACAAAAUGAAAACAUAGCAGUCAAAAGUUUACGUAAAACACUACGAUCAUUGCGUGAAAUUCCGGGACGGUCACCGUCUUCAUUAAGUCGGCAAAGUUUGAAAAGUGCUCGAAAAAGGAUGAAAGCAUUCUUUAGCCGCUCUAUGCGUGAUGUGACAGUGCAAAAGUUUGUUGAGAAAAUUAAAAAACGGAAUGAAAUACGGAAAGGCAGCACUUUCAAAGCGAAAGUGCCAGAAAUACCAUUACGAAGUGCAGACGAAAAAUUUCCAUUUAACUAUCGAGUUGAAAAGUAUGAAUCAGAAAUGAGAGAGGAUAAUGACAAAAUUACUUCGCCAAAGAUACCAAUUUCAAGAGUGUCAAACAAAAAUAAUGCAGGAAAGCUAUUCGACGAAGAUGGUUUACCAUUUUGGAAUAAAUUAAGUAAAGUACAAAAGGAUAGCGAAAGAAAUAUCGAAGAGGAAACUGAUGAAAAUUUACCCAUGGAUUCGGAUGUAUUACUUGAUGUUCAGGCUGGUCUGCGUAAGCUUGUUAAAAUGCCUAAAAUUAGAAUUGUAAUGGAUCCAUAUGCAUCUUUGGAUUAUUUGAAAUCUCGCGAUAAAAUUUUUUUCACUGCUGAAGUAAUCUCCAGCAAUACGAUUCGAUCAAUGGUGAAUUUAAACGAUGAGCUAAGCGAUAAGGAGAUAAUUUCUGAACGAAAUCGAAAAUUAGGCACGAUAUUGAUAGAAGAACCAAUUAAAAUAACACGAUAUGAUCGAAAUGAUCCAUUAAUACAUGAGCAAAUACCAAUAUAG